Molecule: messenger RNA, 4079 nt
Organism: Schistocerca piceifrons (Central American locust)
Lineage: Eukaryota; Metazoa; Arthropoda; Insecta; Orthoptera; Acrididae
Product: TBC1 domain family member 12-like
Exons: 10
Coding region: 159-1604 (481 amino acids)
Source: RefSeq, a predicted model, not a curated record
UAAAAAAUGAACUUAAUGUGGAUCGUGAGGACACAGUAAGCUUUGAAUCACCAUGUAGUACUCUUCAACGGUUGGGAACGUACGAAAAUUGCCAGUCACAUACAGAUGCUAGUUCUUUUUCUAGUAUAGUUUCCAGUUUAAGUGACGCUUCGCCUUCUAUGAAUGAAGACAACAGUGCAGUGGACGAGGAAUCAAGAAUUCAUAGUGGAGCAGAUCACGAGAGUCUCAGUUCAAGUGAAUUAAGUGCAUGUGAAGAAACUGGCCCAGCAAAAUUCAAACGAAAGGGGAUUUCCAGCUUUUUUAGCAGGGGAGUUUUCUCCUGGCGACGAGACAGUGGUGGACAGGGCUGCAGUCACCCUGCGUGGCGCCUCUGGGGUUCUCGCACCUGUACCUCUGCCAGUGUUCCAGCAUCUGCAGUGGCUGCAUCAGCUGACGAAUCUCAGGGAGAUACGAAGCAGUUUACGGAUGUAAUUGCGAGCAGCUCGGCGUUGAUUCUGCAUAGGAGGCCAUCUAACUUGCCUGCAAAAUGUCCAGACGAAGAACAGAAACACAGGCAUGAGUACCAACGAAUGGUGGAAGCAGCAAGGAAGAAAGAGCUUAAAGAGGCGAAACUUCGUAAGAAGCAGCUUGCCCAGCAGCUGCGGCAGGAGGAACAGCUUGCACAUGCAGCCCGCACUUGGAGUUCAGAGAUUCUGCCAAAAUGGGAUCAUAUGAAAAAUUCAAGGAAGGCCAAAGAUCUGUGGUGGCAGGGGUUGCCUCCAUCUGUACGUGGUCGUGUAUGGCAGCUUGCAAUUGGAAACGAUCUAAACAUCACUCCAGAACUGUAUGAUAUAUGUGUUUCAAGGGCUCAGGAGAGACUCCGCGUAGUUUCUGAGGAAUUGCAGCAAGAAAAUCUGCAACAAGAUGUAAUAGAUGGAACAGAUAGUCCAGACAAGGAAUCUAGUGUUGAGCUUAUUCAACUGGACAUAUCACGCACAUUUCCAAACUUGUGUAUUUUCCAGAAAGGUGGUCCAUAUUAUGAUAUUUUGCAUAGUCUUCUUGGGGCCUAUGUUUGUUACCGUCCAGAUGUGGGAUAUGUCCAGGGAAUGUCUUUCAUAGCAGCCGUCCUGAUAUUAAAUAUGGAACCAGCCGAAGCAUUUAUCUGCUUUGCUAAUCUUCUCAAUCAGCCAUGUCACAUGGCUUUCUUCAGGCUUAAUCAAACUGUGAUGAAUGCAUAUUAUGCAGCAUAUGACUGUGUGUUCCAUGAGAACCUGCCAAGGCUGCAUGCACAUUUCUCAUCGGCUAAUUUAACAGCUGAUCUCUACCUCCUUGACUGGUUAUAUACUGUCUUUGCAAAAGCUAUGCCACUUGAUGUAGCGUGUCGUGUAUGGGACGUCUUUCUGCGGGAUGGAGAAGAGUUUCUUUUCAAGACUGCACUAGGUGUUCUUCAUCUACAUCAAGAAACAUUAUUACAAUUGGAUUUUCUCCAUGGAGCUCAAUUUCUCACAAGAUUACCAGAGGACAUGUCAGCUGAUAGGUUAUUUCGAUCAAUAGAAUCAAUCCGCAUGUCUGUUGGGAAACUACGUUUCUCGGAGGUGCUUGCCUCCCAUAUAGAACCUAGCUGAGAUACACCAAGAUGGGCAUAUCAAAAAGUCAAAGUGGCAGCCGUGGAAAUAAUGUUAUGACUGACAAGUUUCUUCAAGCAUUGGAAGUUUGUGAAACCUGUGUUCUGACCCACAGUUAGAUCUGGAUGCUAGUGGUAAUAAUAUGCCGCCUCUUUUAUAUAAUAUAUAUAUAUAUGUAUAAAUUGUAUUUUCACUCCAGAAACCUGCCCCUUCCAAGUGCUCCGUAUUCUGUUAUCUUGUUUUUCACUUCUGCCCAUCCCGUGUGUGUUUCAUUUUUUCUCUGAAAACCAGGUAAAACAGAAGACAGUUCAUAUGUGAACUUCUGUAUGUGUACUUCUUGUAUCUUCUAUGCAUUUGUAUGAGUGGUGCUUGAUAUUUUUUGGUCUGUGCAGUGAUAGUUUGCUGACAGAUCUUAUGAAAUUUGUAGAUCAUACAUUGUUUGUUUCAAUUUUUACCACCUUGAUGUACAAAACUAGGUCUGUUAUACUUAAUUCAUUAAAAUUUGGGACAACUUGAGCGGUGAUACUUGCAAAUAACUUCAUUUGCCAUCCAUUAAGAAAUAAAUGGGAAAUUAUUAUUAAACCCAAGUGUGUUUAUUUGGGAGAAGAAUAAUGUUUUAAAUAGUUGUAGAACCACAACAGUGUGUAAAAUAUGUUUAUAUUAUUACAAGAUGUCUUUACUGUUAUUAACCCAAAGAGAAAAAUAUCUUCAGGGGGCUGUUGCAUUUUAUUGAAUAUAGACCAAUGACAACUUUUGUUGAAUAACUGAAUUGUGUUAAUAACAGGUGGUCUUAAAGUUGUUAGUCCUCAUAGUCGUAUAUGAAGUCAUCUGGGAAAACAAUAGUGAUGGGCUUCUUUAUGUUAGUGUUUUACAGUGCAAAAGGCAUCACUUACAUGUAUUGAUUUGCAAUGUGGGAUAUAAAGACCACUACAUUAUCUAAUACAUGUCUUGCAAUAUGAGACCAGCGUGUUGCAGUUUUGCCCCCUUCCCUCUUUCCUACUCCAGUCAUUUACUUCCACUACUAUAGUGAGGCAAGACAAAUCUAUAGGUCGUAUUUAUCUCAUGUUUUUUUAUGAAAAAAGGCUGUAGAGAAUUUUAUUGUAUUUAAUGUCUGAGACAACGAAUUAAGUGUAAUUAAAUUAUAUAAGAAUGUGACACUCCUGUGCAAGAUGUGCUGUAAUCUACUUCAUUUAUAUGUGGUGAUUUCAGAAUCAUCACAGAUUUUGUGUGUGUAAAAUCUUUUGUAUAUCUUAUGAUAUUGUACAAAGAAUUUAUUUUGUAUUAUAUUUGAACAUAAACAGCCACUUUGAUUUCCUGUGUGUGUGUGUGUGUGUGUGUGUGUGUGUGUGUGUGUGUGUGUAAAGCAUGUACAGUAUUUAUAUGAAAUUUUUGUCAAUAUAUGAGAUUUAUUUUGUUGUACAGUAAUAAGGGCAUUUGAAAUUUUUUGCUGUAGUUAAAAUUGAGGGCUCAGAGUGAUAAAAAACUAUUAAGUAUUUAUAUAUGUUUCUUUAUGAGAUAUGUUGUAUAAAAUGCAGAACAUUUAUGGUCUUGUGAAAGGAUGUCUUUGUUCCACAAAUCUGUCAAGAAUCUCUUAUUUUUAUUUGCCAUAUUGGUGAAUUAUUUCAUCCAACAUAAAAGCUUAUUUAUAUAUUUUAUUAGUCAGUUGAAAAUGUUGUUUUUCUCUGUAUGAAGCAGAAUGCUUCCAACAUGAGAAGCAGUGUUAAUAUAUUGUGUCAAUUGCUAAUGUUAACUGACUGUGAAUCUCUUUCUGAAGGUUGUGAAAUUUGACUCCAAAGUUGAAUUUGAAAUGUUAUCAAAUGUUUCAUAUGAUCUUUUGAUGCAUGAGUUCCAUAAAUAAAUGAAAUAUUGUCUACUGGCCUGUUGGAUUUAGGUAGUGAAAACAACACUUGAGUUUAAACUGUAUACAUUUAAAGUCACAUUUUGUGGCUGUUUUCUUUAUCCUGAUGCAUAAUGCAUUCAAUUUAUAUACUGAGUUUGAGAAGUCAGGAAACAAUCUGCAAUGUAAAAGCCAACAUCAUACAGUGCUUUGGUUUUCAAGCUUGCAACUCAGGAAUGUAUGCCAUUAUGUGCAUGGCACCAUAAAAUGGGGCCGGAAAAAAAUUGUUCAGUUAAAAAAUUGUAUUAAACUUAAAAUGGUGCUCUGAAUGAAAUAUGUACAGAAUCUUUGAUCUUUUAUUUUCAUUGAUAUAUAAGCAACAGAGAAUGGUCAACAGAUAGCAAAUGCCUUGGGCAAAAAUGCUCAUAGGUCAGCUGUUCCAAAAGUAAUUUUACGUCUGUCAGUUUCAAGUGUAAUGUCUUCAGUUCUGUAGCGUUGCACUUGGUGAAAACCUGGUAUGACCCAAUAAAUUCUAGGCAUUUAUUAGUGACUUCUUGUUGAUUUUUAGGGAAAUGCAUGUCAGGUGUAUUUGAAAGCAAACUGUUACAAAAUUUGAAUAAAAAUAAUUUCACAUGCUA